ACCUGAGAGCAGGUGAACCAGUGACUGUCACUUCAUCUCUGACAGAAGGCGACGAUGCAGCACCGAGGCCUGAUUCACCUGAGCCACGUUUCACUGUGGCUGCUCUUCGCGCAAACCUCUGCGGACCUGCCGCUGUGCAAAGAGUCCGACUAUCACUUUGAGUACACGGAGUGUGACGUACUUGGCUCACGAUGGAGAGUGGCCGUUCCCAACAAAGCCAACGCGUGCACAGGUUUACCAGAUCCAGUCAAAGGCACUCAGUGCACCUUCUCCUGUAGUGAAGGGGAGUUUCUUGAUAUGCAGUCACAGGAGUGCCAGAAGUGUGCUGCAGGCACUUACUCACUGGGCACGGGCGUGGCCUUUGAUGUGUGGGACAGCCUACCAACAGGGUUUAUCACAUAUGGAGUGUCAUCAAACAAUGAGGAUAGCCACAUCAACUGCUAUAACUCAACCUGGACACCGAAGGGUGACUAUGUAGCCUCAAACACAGAUGAGUGUAGUUCUGUGCUGUCCUACGCUGUGAGUCUGAAGAAACCUGGAAUUGUGACCUACGAGUAUUUCUACCCAGACACCAACAUCUACUUUGAAUUCUUUAUCCAGAAUGACCAGUGUCAGUCUACAGAAUCUGAAAGUCGGUGGAUGAAGACCUCAGAGGACAAAUGGAGCAAGUACCAGGUUGAGCUGAAAAAGGGCAACAAUGUGUUGUACUGGAGAACCACUGCCUACUCUGUACUGGGUGAUGCUGUCAAACCAGUGCUGUUAAGAGACAUCAGCAUCUCAGGUGUGGCCUACACAUCUGAGUGUUUCCAUUGUAAACCUGGCACCCACAGUGCAAAACCAGGAUCUGCCCGCUGUGCCACCUGCCCUGCUAAUACCUACUCCACUAAGGGGGCCACUGUUUGCCAUCAGUGUGAACAAGACCAAUAUGCAGAGGCUGGGUCAGGGAUCUGCAAACCCAGACCAGCGUGCACAAACAGUGAUUACUUCUACACUCACACUCCUUGUGACUCUGAGGGAAAGACGCAGCUUAUGUACAAGUGGAUUGAGCCAAAGAUCUGCAAUGAGACCACUGAAGGAUCAGUGAUGCUUCCUGCAUCAGGGGAGAAGCAAACUUGUCCACCAUGUAACCCGGGUUUCUUUGUCACCAACUCCUCCACGUGUGAGCCUUGCAGCAGCGGCCUCUACUCUAAUGGAACAGCCUGUGAUGAAUGCCCUGUCGGCACGGAGCCAGUGCUUGGCCUCGAGUACAAAUGGUGGAACACGAUGCCGAGCAACAUGAAGAGCUUCAUCCUCAGACAGCGGUUCAGUGACUACGACCACAACACGGCUUGGGAGGUGGCUGGAGAUUAUGUUUACACCACCCCUGGGGACGAGGACACGGAUCUUCUUAUGCUUACGCUCAGUGUCCCUGGAUACAGGCUGCCUGAGUCACUGGCUAAAGACAGCGAACGGGGUGAACUGUCUCAAAUCACGUUUGUCUUUGAAACUGUGUGUACAGCCGACUGCAGACUGUACUUCCAAGCCGGUAAUAACCUGUGGAAUAAAAACGUGGUGGAGCAGUGGAAAGGCAGCAACAGCAAACAGUCGUACACUUACCUGGUCCAGAGCAACAGCACUGUCAGCUUCAGGUGGUCAUUUCAACGGACAGAGACUUUUCUCACGGAGAGGAAAUACAGUGGUGACAUUGCAAAGAUCUACUCCAUCCACCUCACCAAUGUGAUCGGAGGUGUAGCCUCGCAGUGCCGCCACUGUGCUCUGAGCACCGACAACACCGACUCUGCCUGCGUUCCCUGUCCACCGGGACACUACAUGGUCAACGGCACGGGACAGUGUAUGAGAUGCUCGCAAAACUCCUACAUCAGGGCGGAGCAGCCGGUCGGAGAGGCUGCGUGUAUUCAGUGUGGCCCAAACACCGAGAGAAACGAGGCUUAUUCAGCUUGUCUCAGCGACUGUACGCUGGGCGUGCAGAUGAGAGGACAGCCACUGCUGCACUAUGACUUCUCUCCUCUGGCAAACGUCACCGGCUUCAACAGCGGCUCCCGUUUCACCAACAAAGGCCUAAAAUAUUUCCAGCACUUUAAUGUGACUCUGUGUGGGAAAGAGGGUCGUUUGCCAGCUACCUGCGUGGAAAAUGUAACAGAUAGUGCGACGAUGGUCAAAGGUUACGUCUGCCAAUCCACCAUUGUGCCCUCUGAAAUCAGGAGUCAGAGUGUGGUGUCCUCCCAGCCUUUCGUCAUCGGAGACUCGCUCAUCGGUGUGACCACUGACACAGCGCUGAGUGGCAUUUCUUCCCCACAGUGGUUGUUUCCAUCCGAGUCCAGCCUGCCUGAUGUCAUAUUCUAUUACAAGUCCAGUAAGGUGACUCAGGCCUGUAAACAAGGCAGGUCAGCCACCAUCAGACUGAGGUGUGAGCCCACAGUGACUGCUAAAGACCACAUCACACUGCCAAGUAACUGCUCAGAGGGGACGUGUGAUGGUUGUGUUUUCCACUUGCUGUGGCAGAGUCAGCAUGCUUGUCCACUUUGCACCAAAAACCACUACAGAGAAAUUGUCAGCGCUUGUCUCCAGGGAAUACAGAAAACCACAUAUGUGUGGCAGCAGCCGUUGCAGUGUUUUGGAGGAGAAUCUUUACCAGCACAAAAAGUCAAUGCCUGUGUGAGUCUGGAUUUCUGGCUCAAGUUUGGUGUGACUACAGGAAUCAUCGCCGCUCUGCUACUCAUCAGUGUGAGCUGUUAUUUCUGGAAGAAGACACGCAAGUUGCAGUAUAAAUACUCCAAGCUGGUGAUGACCUCUGGGGGUAAAGAAUGUGAGCUGCCCACUGCAGACAGCUGUGCAAUCAUGGAGGGAGAGGACGCAGAGGACGACCUCAUGGACCUCACCAAGAAAUCCUUUUUCACCAAAAUGAAAUCGUUUUCACGAGAGAGAUCAUCGGAUGGAUUUGACUCCGUUCCCCUGAAGUCAUCUUCACGCUUCCAAAGAGAAGACUCAGACUCGGAUGAUUCUUAAAUCAGAGAAUAAGCACAUCUUUCUACUUAAAUGCCGAGAUGGUUUGACAUUAAUGGAGCUCCAAAUUAUGUUUUUAUGGAGUUCUCCCGUACAAAACAGAAAUGGGCUGUGAAUGCAUUUAUUUAUUACAAAAGAUACAGGCUUAUUGUGCAUGUAUGUAAAGAUUUGGCAGUUUUAUUUAGUAUUAUUUGUUAUAUGGUAGGUUUCCAAACUUAAUACUGAAAUAAGAAAGUCUCCAUAUUGGGGAUAUUCUGUCUUUUAAAAACCUAUGGCAUAUUUCAAAAUAAUAAUCUAAGAUCCUGACUGUGGAUUUUACACACAACUGUAACUUUUUUUUCUCUUAGUCGUUCUUUGUCUUUAUUUUUUAUUAGAAUGACCAUAUACCAGUCUUAAGUUGUCAAUUUUAUUUACUAUGUCUUUUGUUAACAUUUUCUACUGCAUCUAAAUUAAGGAUAUCAUUUUUUUUCCCCACCUUGAAGUAAAAAAAAGAAUUCUCUACUAACAAAUGUGCAUCUCUAGGAAUAAGGAUUGUCCUGUAAUGCUGCCUUCAGGUGCUCCUUUUGAACUCACAGAGCAGAGCACAGAAACAUCGUAUCACUAAACCUCUGUGUAAUUCUUUUAUGCCACAUUUUUAUGCCACAUGUUUUAAAAUGAUUCUUUAUCAAAA
Messenger RNA from Solea senegalensis (Senegalese sole), 3673 nucleotides. RefSeq names its product endosome-lysosome associated apoptosis and autophagy regulator 1 (gene elapor1). Gene Ontology annotation, cellular component: lysosome; extracellular exosome; late endosome. The record is from RefSeq and is a predicted model, not a curated record. The coding region runs from base 55 to 3006 and encodes 983 amino acids. Gene Ontology annotation, biological process: positive regulation of vacuole organization; autophagosome assembly. The transcript has 22 exons. NCBI's taxonomy places the organism in Eukaryota, Metazoa, Chordata, Actinopteri, Pleuronectiformes, Soleidae.